Messenger RNA from Astyanax mexicanus (Mexican tetra), 3252 nucleotides. It is a transcript of the gene mfn1b, whose product is annotated as mitofusin 1b. The transcript has 20 exons. NCBI's taxonomy places the organism in Eukaryota, Metazoa, Chordata, Actinopteri, Characiformes, Acestrorhamphidae. The coding region runs from base 284 to 2536 and encodes 750 amino acids. The record is from RefSeq and is a predicted model, not a curated record. Gene Ontology annotation, cellular component: mitochondrial outer membrane. Gene Ontology annotation, molecular function: GTP binding; GTPase activity. Gene Ontology annotation, biological process: mitochondrion localization; mitochondrial fusion.
UGUGCUGGAUCUCCACGCUUUUGCGCUGAAGGGUCAAAUAUUUCGUGUGUGUGUUUUAUCCAGCUAGCAUGACACGAGAGGAUAUAAUCAGUCUGUAAAUCGAGAACUGGAGAUGGAAAAUGUUGGGAGUAAGAUUUUUCAUCAAGAUCAUGCUUGUGCAAGCAUCCCUGCUCAGUGGAACAGUGCACAACCCUUUUGACUCGGCUAAAAUUCAUGCAGAUUCUGAUUAAAUAAUUGGUUUGGCACAUCGUAACUAUUUGGGGACCCUUAAGCUAAUUCAGAAAUGGACCAAGAGGACCGCUCUCCACUAAAGCACUUUGUAGUAGCCAAAAAGAAGAUAAAUGAUGUCUUUGAGCAGCUGCUGGGCUAUGUCCAAGAGGGCUCAGAGUUUGUAAAAGAAACAUGUCAGAAUACGUCGCUGGAGCAUAUUGCAGACAGCACUCAGCUGCAGGAGAUUGAAUCGUAUACUGAGAAACUGGCGGUCAUCAAAGAGGUGCUCGCUCGCAGGCAUAUGAAGGUGGCCUUCUUUGGCAGAACGAGCAAUGGAAAAAGCACUGUUAUCAAUGCCAUGCUGCGGGACCGGGUGCUUCCCAGUGGCAUCGGACACACUACAAACUGCUUCCUGAGUGUUGAAGGCACUGAUGAAGACAAGGCUUAUCUGAAGACGGAAGGAUCUGAGGAAGAGAAAAGCAUCAAGACAGUGAAUCAGCUGGCCCAUGCACUGCAUAUGGACGAGAGCCUUGACGCUGGCUGCCUGGUCAAAGUGUUCUGGCCCAAGACGAAAUGUGCUCUUCUUAGAGAUGAUCUGGUUCUUGUGGACAGUCCCGGGACAGACGUCACCACCCAGCUAGACAGUUGGAUUGACAAGUUCUGCCUGGACGCUGAUGUAUUUGUGCUGGUGGCCAACUCUGAAUCCACACUAAUGAACACGGAGAAGCAUUUCUUCCACAAAGUAAAUGAACGCCUUUCAAAGCCCAACAUCUUCAUCCUGAACAACCGCUGGGAUGCUUCUGCUUCCGAACCAGAGUACAUGGAUGAUGUGCGGAAGCAGCACACGGACCGCUGCGUGAACUUCCUCGUGGAGGAACUGAAGGUGGUGGACCGAGAGGAGGCGCCCAACCACAUCUUCUUCGUCUCUGCCAAAGAGGUGCUGAACUCCAGGAUGCAGCGGGCGCAGGGUAUGCCAGAGACUGGAGGAGCUUUAGCAGAAGGCUUCCAGGACAGAUUGAAGGAGUUCCAGAGUUUUGAGAGAACAUUUGAGGAGUGUAUCUCGCAGUCAGCAGUGAAAACAAAGUUUGAGCAGCACACAAUCAGGGCAAAGCAGAUUACUGAGAGUGUCAAAGACAUCAUGGAUCAGAUCCACAUCGCUGCUGCUGAAAAGAGAGUGGCCUCUCUGGAGGAGCGAGAGUAUCUGAUGGACAGGCUGGAGUUUGUUCGCAAUCAACUCAACAUCCUCAUCGAGGACAUUAAGAAGAAAAUCAAGGUUAUCACAGAGCAGGUGGAGAACAAGGUAUCUAACGCCAUGGCCGAGGAGAUCUGUCGACUCUCAGUGCUAAUAGAUGAGUUUCACUCAGACUUCCACCCAUCACCCCACAUCCUGAAGCUUUACAAAUCUGAACUGCUGAAUCACGUGGAGAAAGGCAUGGGGAAGAACCUGGCGUUCCGGUGCUCUGACGCCGUUAAUGCUUCUGUGCAGUCUUCUCAGAAAGAUAUGAUUGAGUGUUUACAGCCUCUGCUGCCCUCCACUGUUCAGAGCCAGAUCCACAUGCUGAUCCCCAACAGGAAGUUUGAUCUCAGCUAUGAUCUAAACUGUGCCAUACUCUGCGCUGAUUUCCAGGAGAACAUCGAGUUUCAGUUCUCUCUGGGCUGGGCUGCCCUGGUUAGCCGCUUCCUCGGCCCAGCUAACGCUAAGCGUGCCCUCAUGCUGAUCGACCAGAACCUAAAGCUGUCACAACCUGUAGCCACCACCCCUUCAAGCGGCCCCGUGGUUCAGGCCCCGCCCCCCGGAGCCCCUGCCUCUCAGGGUCAGUCUCAGGCAGUGAUGACCCAGGAGGAGCUGAUGAUGUCCAUGGCUACCAACCUCGCCUCGCUCACUUCACGCACCUCCAUGAGUGUGGUUAUCGUUGGAGGAGUGGUGUGGAGGACGAUAGGUUGGAGAGUCAUUGCUCUGUCUAUGAGCCUGUACGGCGUGCUCUACCUGUACGAGCGGCUCACCUGGACCACCAAGGCCAAAGAGAGGGCUCUGAAGAAGCAGUUUGUGGAUUAUGCUACUGAGAAGCUCCAGUUGAUUGUCAGUUUCACCAGCUCCAACUGCAGUCACCAGGUCCAGCAGGAGAUAGCCAGCACUUUCGCCAGGCUCUGCCAGCAGGUGGACGUGACCCAGCGAGAUCUGGAGAGUGAAAUUAAGCGACUAACUACGAAGAUCCAGGAGCUGGAGACGGUCCAGGGUCGCUCUAAAGCCCUCAGGCACAAAGCCACACACCUAGAGAGUCUGCUGGAGGACUUCACCCGUCAGUAUCUAUACCCACACCACUGAUCUGAGGUUCCUCACAUACAGACAGCUCCUCAGUCUCAGUGCUCAGCCUCGGAUCAUCUCUGGGGAGGACUUCAGUUGAUUCUGUUAUAGGCAGGUGGACGGUUGUAUCUGCACUUUAACCAGGGAUAUAUUUGCAGAAUGUGCAAAACGGUCACGUACAGGUUUGGUUUUAGAUUUCUUUAGUAUGAACAAUCUAUUGGUGGUUUGAUUGCUGUGUUUAGUUUGUUCUGUGAUCAGAUCUGAUUACACUACUGUAGAAACGGUGGGAGUGGUGGCAGAUGGGGAAAAUGUUCAACCAUGAAUUUUGAAGUAUAGCAGCAGAGCUUUUCUUGCUACGCGGUUGAAUACAUGGCAGUUCAUGGCACACUGUAAAGGAAUUUUUAUUGAACAAAAUCCAGACUACUUCUGACCAUAUCCGGCAGACUUGAAACAGAGCCUUUUUCCAUGCCUUUUUUCUAGAAACCUCAACCAAGUUCAGAACCAACCAGAGGAAAUGGUGUAUUUUGUAGAUAGCCUUUUGAUCACAAUGCCUGUUUUUCUAUAUGUUCCUCAAAAACCUUUCUAAUAUUCUAACCCAUUGUGAAAACUUUCUUUAAAAAAACAAAUUAUGUUUAUGGAUUGUCUCUCUCCUUUGUAAAAAGUAUGUAAAUGUUCACUUUAAAUAUCAGCCUAAAAAUGUAUUUCAACAGAGAAAAAAAUAAAAUAUUACCACAUUA